This is a messenger RNA of Dichotomopilus funicola, 1620 nucleotides long. RefSeq lists its product as uncharacterized. NCBI's taxonomy places the organism in Eukaryota, Fungi, Ascomycota, Sordariomycetes, Sordariales, Chaetomiaceae. The transcript has a single exon. Bases 1 to 1620 code for a protein of 539 amino acids. The record is from RefSeq and is a predicted model, not a curated record.
AUGCUGGACGAGAACCUACCCACCUUCCGGCUCAAGCUGUCGUCGGACAACCCCCAGUCCAGCAUCCUUUACUUCACACAAAACGGAUCCGAGCCUGCGGCCGAGUACUUGAUCCGACGGGCGGACCCGGCUCUCCCCGCCUCGCGGAGCAAGUAUGCCACGGCCAUAUGCGACCCUCACAACACCGAUGUAGUGUAUGCAGAAGUGCUCGUCGAACCGGAGUGGUCUCAACCAACUCUCUCGGCUGCCGAGGUCCGCGCCCAAGCCCAGUCCGGUGCGCCCCUUGCACCGGCCGUCGCCCAGAUCCCGGAUAGCUUCACCGUCCAGCUCUACAACCCAGACCAGUCAGUGACCAUCAAGAUGGUGGCCGGGUCGUGGGGCAAGAAUAACACCUGGGAAUUCGAACUUCCGGUGCAAACUUUCCGCACGCCCACGACUAGCGCCCUGGAUCGCGAGCACCAGGACAACUCGCCCGCAGCGGCUGACCUAAUUCCGCGUGUCAUGUUUCGCUGGAAAAAGGACGGGCUCCUGAGCAAAGACAUGACCUGUUACAUGACAGGCACGCGGCUCGGCUCGCGCAAGAACAAGGAGCCCGAUAUCACCGUUGGCUUGUUUCGGGCGGCGAAGGAGAGCAUCCUAACCGUCUACCAGCCGAACCUACACCGGGUCGAGGUGGAGGACCGAAAGGGACUCGAGUUGGUGCUGCUCUUGACCUCGGAAGUCAUCAAAGACCUCUGGCUGCUCCCCAAGAUUGACGUUUUCAACGUCCAAGGUGGGGCAGGUCCAGCGCUCAAUGGAGGCAAGAGAAAGAACUCACGCCCCCUACCGGCUACCGCUGCUGUUGUUACAGCCCCGAUGUCCGGCGCAUUGUCGAAUACCCCUCCCGCUGCAACGACGGCUUCUUCCUCACACCCGCCACCCGCAAACCCGCCUAGCAACCCCGCUGUGCCUGUUGUUGCUGCUGCUGCUGCCGUCCCGCCCGCAGCUAACAACGCCCAAGUAGACGCCGAAACCCGACGCCUGCAAGCUGUGGUCGAGCGCGAGCAGCGUGAGCGUGAAAAGGCCGAGCGCGCCGAACAAAAGCGCAUUAAGAAGAUGAUCGAGGAAGAAGAGAAGGAACAGCGCCGUCGCGAGGCCGAAGUGGCCAAGGAAACCGAACGCCUGCGCAAAAUGUACGGUGUCGAAGGCCAGGAUCUCCCAUCAGACCGUCCCGCUCUCCCUCCUCGUGCACAACAAACAGCAGCACCGCCAGCGCCAGGAGCAUCACAGCCCGUCCCUACAUCGCCUCAGCAACAGCUCAACCCAUGGGGCUACACCGGCGGCCCGGCACCUAGCCUACCCCCGCGCCCCGUCAGCGCUGGCCCACAACCACAUUACGCUCCGCCACCAGGCCAAAGUAACACCAAACCUUCCCCCACUCAACAACAAGGCCCCUUCCACUCGGCCACGCUGAAUACGCUGUGGAAGGGCGCUGCGGGGGGGCUACAGCAACUACAAAGUCAGGUGCAGCAGCAUCAAGCAGGGGGGUCAGGGGGAGGUGGGAGAGGUGCUGGCGGGAGGAGGGGCACAGAGGAGGAGGACAAGGCGAAGAUUAGGAAGAAGAGGAGUUCGCACUGGUAG